GCGUGGCUCCAGGAGCACGCAGCGUGUCAUGUGAACAGCUGUGUCCAAUCACAGCUGAUUGCAUGGGACAUGUACACUGAUCAUCAGGGCACUGGUGAUCAGUGUGCCCUGAUGAUCAGUGUAGCCCCAGCAGUGCCACCUAUCAGUGUCCAUUAAUGCCACCUGCCAGUGCCCAUCAGUGCCACAUCAAUGCCACAUAUCAGUGCCUACCAGUGCACAUCAAUGCAACAUAUCAGUGCCCAUCUAAGCUGCCUUUCAGUGUCACCCAUCAGUGCCAGUCAGUGCCACCUAUCAAUGCCAGUCAGUGCCACCUAUAAGUAUCGCCUAUCAGUGCCAGUCAGUGCCGCCUAUCAG
Staurois parvus is the source of this 354-nucleotide messenger RNA. Lineage: Eukaryota; Metazoa; Chordata; Amphibia; Anura; Ranidae. The record is from the annotation of a GenBank genome assembly.